CUUGAGGUCAGAUCGGCUGGCUUGUUGCUUGCCCUCCUCGAUAUCACUUCUCCAUCAAAAGACGGGCGCCAAUAUGCCUAGCGAGCGCUCUCCAUUGCUCUCGGCCACCAGAGACGAGGAUGUAUCCCCAACUCCUCUUCCUCGCCGACAGAUACUGGUCCUCUGCCUCAUCCGCAUCUCCGAGCCCCUCGCAUUCCUCGUCAUCUUCCCUUUCAUCGCCUUCCAGCUCUCCGAUGCCAUGCCCAACGUCCCACCAGAGCGGCUAGGGUACUACGUGGGCCUAGUGGAGAGCGCCUUCGCCGCUUUGCAAUUCAUCGUCGCCACACCAUACGGCCGACUGAGCGAUAGGGUCGGGAGGAAGCCCAUCAUCUUCGUCAGUCUUGCAGGAACUGCUCUAGCUAUCAACCUAUUCGGCACUGCUAGGAGCUUUGAGGGGAUCUUACUGGCUCGAUGUGUCAAUGGCAUCUUUGGCGGGAGUAUUGGAAUUGUCAAGACUAUCUUGGGGGAGAGUACCGAUGGCAGCAAUUCGGCGAGGGCCUUCACGCUGCUGCCUAUCAUGUACAGCGUUGGGGCCAUCGUUGGGCCCUUUCUUGGCGCACAGCUCUCCUCUCCAGCGGACAAGUUCCCCAUCUUCAAGGAUGUGACUUUUCUACGCAAGUAUCCUUAUUGGCUUCCCUGCGGGCUGGUCUCGCUUUACGUCCUGGUCACAAUGGUCAUUGCAGCCUUCUUCCUCGAGGAGACGCUCCCUUCCAAGGUGCGCAAGGCCGAGGCGGAUGAGGCGAGCCGAUUACGUGAGGAGCGAGGUGACGAAGGGCAAGCGCUUCUGGAGGCCGACCGUCUUGAAGAGCACGUAGAGGAGGACCAGGCCAAGACGCCUGAGCGACCCUCGAUUCGCUCCCUCCUGACUCGCGAGCGGGUCAACAUUCUCACGACGCAGAUGUUCCUCAACUUCAUCAACAUUUCCUGGUCCUCUCUCAUCCCGGUAUUCUGCUUUGAGCAGGUCCGGCAUGGGGGCGUCGGGCUAAGCAAAGAGGGGAUCGGCCACUUGCUUGCAGCAAAUGGCCUCAUUUCGAUAUUGGUGCAGACCCUCCUUUUCCCCCCGUUGGAGAGGAAGAUGAAUGGCCCACUCAAACUCUACAGAGUCGCAUUGCUGUUCAAUGUGCCUGCGCUGCUGGCCCUGCCCCUUGCUCAUUACUUGUCAGGAGCAGGAGCAGGCAGGGAGUGGGCUUGGACGAGCUUGAUCGCAGGCACCGCCUUCAAGUCCCUCGCAGGCAUGUCGAUCAUCUGCGCUACGCUCCUUGUCACCAAUAGCUGCCCACGCGGCUCGUUGGGGACGCUGAACGGCAUCUCGCAGUCGGCGGGCAGUUUCUCUCGCAUGCUGGGACCCACGCUCGUGACAAGUCUCUUCGCCUUUGGCACGUCGCACAAGGGGCUAGGAAGCGUAGUCUUCAUCUUCUUGGUGAGCGUCGCCUUUGCGACUUGGGCUUUGGCGCAGCGCAUUACGACGAAUAGACGGCAGGACUAGAUGCGGUGAUCGCAUGUAUGUAAUGAUGCUCUUGGUAAUUCUGUAAUGUACAUAAUUGAAAAGACGACC
Messenger RNA from Jaminaea rosea, 1594 nucleotides. Its product is annotated as MFS general substrate transporter. Gene Ontology annotation, molecular function: transmembrane transporter activity. The transcript has a single exon. Gene Ontology annotation, biological process: transmembrane transport. Bases 74 to 1525 code for a protein of 483 amino acids. NCBI's taxonomy places the organism in Eukaryota, Fungi, Basidiomycota, Exobasidiomycetes, Microstromatales. The record is from RefSeq and is a predicted model, not a curated record.